UAAGGGAAAGUCGGGAUGGACGGGCGACUUUCAGGGAUUUUUCAACUCGGAUCGGCGUAAUACGCAGACAUCGCGCUUUUUCUUGUUUGUAUGUAUACAGUCAUGGCCCUUGCGUUUCAAUUGAUUUCUGUGAAAUUCCCCAAAGCUUGCCAUGGUUCCUGUCCCGCGUGCACGAUGCUCUAUGAAGUUGUUCUCUAUACAUGUGCACAUAGUCUUGGUCAAGCUUCAACUUCGGACACGGGCACGGGUAGCCCAUCUCAAACCUCAAUGCAACGCAACUUGAUUAAGACCCAAAACGCAUGAACUGCGCUCAACACAUUGCGAUCUUGAUCAAGAACUAUGCAG
Neurospora hispaniola is the source of this 345-nucleotide messenger RNA. RefSeq lists its product as uncharacterized. Lineage: Eukaryota; Fungi; Ascomycota; Sordariomycetes; Sordariales; Sordariaceae. The transcript has a single exon. Bases 91 to 303 code for a protein of 70 amino acids. The record is from RefSeq and is a predicted model, not a curated record.